CGUUUUCGACCUUCUGUCUUUUCUCUUUCUUCUGUGUCUUAUCUUUCUUUGUUCAAAAAGAUAAAAACUUGAAAACAAAAAAAUAAAAAUAAAAAAAAGGGAGAACGAAAGAUGCCUCUCCUCCUAUCUCUCCUACAGUCUUUCUCUUCCAAUCACACUUGCCAUUCUCUAAUAUACUCUGAACUCUAAAGAGAGGAGGUAAAUUCUCUGAUAAAUUUCGUGUCUUCGUACCAAAAAACAUAUUUUGUAUCAAUUCCUUGCUUUGAUUCCCUUUUGUUGUUUAUUCCCUUUCUAUAUAAACAAUUUUUGGGAGGUUUGGUUCCAUGGUGGGGUUUUUGUUGCUUUCUUGAUUCUUUGCCUUUUUCCAUUUCUUUAUCAGAUUCCUCCACUCUUAUUUUGUCCCUUGAUUUUUAUUUUUAAAUUUUAGAAUUUUGUUUCAAGCACCCACAUGCAUGUUCCUGGAUUUGUCUGAUCUGGAUUGGAUCACAAGGAUGUUUUGUUCUUUCUCAACUUGCAGAGAGAGAGGGAGAGAGAGAUAGAGCGACAGGUGGUAGGGUUGAGUGCCUCAGGUUCCUUGGGUGUGUAAUCUUGGUCUUGGUCUUUUGGAGGGUAACAGAAGAAGCAAAAGAAGAAGUGGAAGAAGAAGAAGCGGUCAUUCAUUGCAUUCGAGUGUUGGAUGAUUGAAUUGGAGAUUUGAUUGCUUGUAUUUGUCUGGGUGGCGAUAUCUACCCCUGAGGCAUGGCGGGUAUUGAUAUUUCAAAAUAUGCUCAUAGCCCUGUGCACAAGGCCAUUGUCAUGAAGGAUUAUGCCAGUCUCAAGCGGAUACUCGCAGGUCUCCCACGCCUCUGUAACCCAGCCGAAAUUCGCACUGAGGCUGCUUCGUUGGCCGAGGAAGAGAAAGCUGAUGCAAUCGCUGCUGUGAUCGAUCGGCGAGAUGUUCCAAACCGUGACACCCCUCUUCACUUGGCUGUAAAGCUUGGUGAUGAGACAGCAACCGAAAUGCUUAUGGUUGCUGGGGCAGAUUGGAGCUUGCAGAAUGAACAAGGGUGGAGUGCGCUCCAGGAAGCGAUAUGCCACAGAGAAGAAGGGAUUGCCAUGAUAAUAGUUAGGCACUACCAGCCAUUGGCCUGGGCAAAAUGGUGUAGACGGUUGCCUCGCUUGAUAGGAACUAUGCGAAGGAUGAGGGACUUCUAUAUGGAAAUUACAUUCCACUUCGAGAGUUCUGUGAUUCCUUUUAUUUCAAGGAUUGCCCCUUCGGAUACUUACAAAAUUUGGAAGAGGGGUGCGAAUUUGAGGGCAGACAUGACUUUGGCUGGGUUCGAUGGUUUUAGGAUUCAGCGGUCAGAUCAGAGUAUUAUUUUCCUUGGCGAUGGGUCUGAGGAUGGGAAGAUUCCUCCUGGUUCACUUUGCAUGAUUUCACACAAGGAGAGAGAGAUCAUGAAUGCUUUGGAUGGUGCUGGUUCUCCAGCUACUGAAGAAGAGGUUCGACAGGAAGUGGCUGCAAUGUCUCAGACUAAUAUAUUCAGGCCCGGGAUUGAUGUGACUCAGGCAGUUCUCUUGGCACAAUUAACAUGGAGACGACAGGAGAAAACAGAAAUGGUGGGUGCAUGGAAGGCUAAGGUAUAUGACAUGCACAAUGUGGUUGUGAGCAUCAAAUCUAGGAGAGUCCCAGGGGCUAUGACAGACGAUGAGUUGUUCUCAUCUUGCAAUGAAAAUGAAACAGAUAGUGAGGAGCUUAGUGACAUUUUGACGGAGGAUGAGAGGAGACAACUUGAAGCUGCUCUUAAGUUGGAUACAUCAGAAUCGGCUACUGAUAAUGGUGAUGAGAUUAUUGGGCAUCGCCAUAGUUCUUACGAGCACAGGGAGAUUCCUGUGGAAGAUGUGAAUGGCUGUAGAAAUGGAGAAUCUAAGCAGGAAAAGAAAGGAUGGUUUGCUGGAUGGAGGAAACGGGAUUCAAAAAAUGAAGCACCAAAGAAGACUGUUCCACCGAGAAAUUCUCUCUGUGUAGAUGACAAGGUGAGUGAUCUACUGGGAGAUUCUCCCAACAGAAAUCAGCCCAAACCAGGAAGACACUCUGUGGAGAUUGUCAUAAGAGGGGAUGAGCACCGUAGAGGGAGGGAUACCAAAACAUCUUCUUCUAUGAGCUCUGAGAGCAGAAAUCGCCACAAGGAUGCUGUCCGCGAGAAUGAGUAUAAGAAAGGAUUGAGGCCUAUUCUGUGGCUUUCCCCAAACUUUCCACUACAAACUGAAGAAUUGCUGCCAUUGCUCGACAUUCUGGCAAAUAAGGUUAAGGCAAUUCGUCGUUUGAGGGAACUGCUUACUACCAAGCUUCCAAUGGGAACCUUUCCUGUCAAGGUUGCUAUCCCAGUGGUUCCCACUAUUAGGGUUCUGGUUACUUUUACCAAGUUCGAAGAACUACAGCCAUUGGAUGAGUUCUCAACGCCCCCUUCAAGCCCUUCUGCUGCAGGGCGAGAGAGCCCAGCAGUGAUGAAUUCGUCGAGUUCAUCUUGGUUUCAGUGGAUAAAAGCCCCUUAUCAACGCCCUAGCUCAUCCACUGCCAGCUCUAGCAGUAGGAUAGAAAAUAUUCAAGACCCAUUUGCAAUUCCCCAAGAUUACUGUUGGAUUACUGCUGAAGCUAAGAAAAAGAAGAUGCAUGAGAAGAACAAAUCAAAGAAAGGAAAAAGUCAUAAGCAAUGAAGACGGUUUCAAAUGUAAAACGAUAAUUUAUCUUACUAAGGGAACUCAGCAGAUACAGAUAGGACAUAUAGUUUCAUUAAUCUAUAAAUUCAUGAUAGUGAGGGGAAAAAGUAGGGCCUUGCUUUUCUAUUUGGAGAGUUACGAUCCACGCUUUUGGUCAAAGGGAAAAUCCAGUAAACUAUUAUUGUGGGGGUGGAAAAUAGAAACGAAAAUUGUGAUUUUUGCAACAAUUGCUUGUCGUUGGUGGGUGUUAUCACCAUUUAGAUUACUUUGAUUCACUUUCAUCCAACUGUCUGAUUUACCUUUAAUCUCACAGGGAGGAUGAACAGUCCACUCCAGUCCAGUUUGUAUGAGGUUUCAUUUACAGCUGCAGAUUACCCUUUAUAAUUUCCGGUUUUCUUUUUCAUUUUUACUGUCAAUAUCAAGAAUUUGUAACAAGAUGAACAGUUCAUUUA
Molecule: messenger RNA, 3152 nt
Organism: Carya illinoinensis
Lineage: Eukaryota; Viridiplantae; Streptophyta; Magnoliopsida; Fagales; Juglandaceae
Product: ankyrin repeat domain-containing protein 13C-like
Exons: 3
Coding region: 739-2697 (652 amino acids)
Cellular component (GO): cytoplasm
Molecular function (GO): protein binding
Source: RefSeq, a predicted model, not a curated record